AGUGUGCCAUGCUCAUGAGUGGGGCGUGUGCGUGAGGGCGAAGCGCGCGCACACACACACACGCACAGUGACGCGCUGUGGUUUCGAGAACCUCGGGUCCUGCCUCCUGCCUUUCACAUGAUCUGUAAUCUCUCACAGAGGAGAGACACAGGAAUGUGGAGAGGAGCGACAACAGCCAUGACUGAGCGGAGCCACGGUCCCUCCAAGAUGCGUUUAUGUUCCACUGUGGCCAUCUGGGUGACAUUCAUCCACUGCGUCGCUGCAAUCCCCUGGACUCAAGAAAAGCUCCAUCACCGAGCUGUCACUCUGACACAAGAUGAGAUCCUGGCCGCCCUGACCUCCACUGACCUGGAGCAGAUGUGGCAGAGGGACCUGAGGCCGCUGCUGGUCACCAGGUACCCGGGCUCUGUGGGCAGCCGGGCCGUGCAGGAGCAUAUCAAGACAACCCUGGGCUCCCUCGGAGCCGGCUGGGAGGUGACGGAGGAUGCGUUUGUGUCACAAACACCCUACGGCCAACUGCCCUUCACUAACAUAGUUGCCAACCUCAACUCGUCAGCCAAUCGCCGCCUGGUGCUGGCCUGUCACUACGACUCCAAGUACUACCCACCACAAUGGCACGGGAGGGAGUUCCAAGGCGCCACUGAUUCUGCCGUUCCCUGUGCCAUGAUGUUGGAGCUGGCCCGCGCCCUGGAUGAAGAACUAAAAGCUCAGAAGGCCACCAGUCCCGACUUGACCCUGCAGUUGCUCUUCUUUGAUGGAGAGGAGGCUCUUUUCCAGUGGACCGCCACAGACUCCCUUUAUGGCUCUCGCCACCUGGCCCAGAAGAUGGAGACCACCCCACAUCCCGCCGGAGCCACGGACACAAACCAACUGCACACCAUGGACCUGUUUGUGUUGCUGGACCUGAUCGGGGGCCCCGACCCACACUUCUACAACCAGUUCCCCAGCACAACAUACUGGCUCUCCAGACUGCAGAGCAUUGAGAAGCGUUUACACUCCAUGAACGAGCUUGUGGAUCAUCCUCACAACGUGCAAUACUUCUGGCCCAACCGACCUGUUGGCCACAUACAAGAUGAUCACAUACCAUUCCUAAACAGAGGUGUACCCAUCCUCCACCUUAUCCCCUCCCCGUUCCCGUCGGUGUGGCACACGUUUGAUGACAACGAGCAGAACCUGGAUCGCUCCGCCAUUCAGAACCUCAACAAGAUCAUGCAGGUGUUUGUUCUGGAGUACCUCAACGCCAGACCCGCCACCGCCAUCCCUUCAAACCCACAGAAUGCCCCAUAAAAAAAAAAAAAACGGCAUAUCGAUUCGACAACUUUCUUUCUUUUGAUGUUUCCCUUCUUUCUUUUGAUGUUUCCCUGUAGUAAAGAUCGUCAGCUGUUGUUCCACAGACUAAAAGAAUAGACUGUAUUUAAUGCUGUUUAAACACCAACAAAAUGUAAUACCUUACAAUUAAGACGUGAGGUUGAGACUCAACUCAUCAAAUGGCUGCAGCUGCAGAAAACAUUUCACAUUGAGAAUAUUGUCCAAUCAAAACAUAUUUUUGCCAAUGUAAUUGAAUGUCCCUUCUUCCUAUUGGUUCAUAAAAGGCUUCCAGACUGAGGCUUAAUCAUCCCUUCAAGGCCCAAGUCCCCGGCAACAAUAUCGGCACACAGGAUCUUCUGUGUGUGGGGCUUUUGUUUCACCACACUGCUCUCUUUAUACCAGCUCCUUUACACUCUGAGAUGAGGCAUCUUAGUGUCAGUGCUGAUGUUUCGGAUCUCGGACUCAAAGAGAAGGAAAAAAGAGCAGUGCAGGCGUUCAGGAACAUAAUAAUUGUGAUCAGUUAAAAGGCCACGACUCCCUUUCUGUUUUUCCACUUUCAUUUACCUGGCAACUUUGAAGUAUAUGAAUGCAUUGCAAGUCCAAAAUAUGUGAUAAUUCCAUUAUGAAUUGCUGCGGGGAAAACUGUAGACAUGUAAUAGCAUCUCUGAUCUGUCAUGUUGUGUGAUGAAUAUAUAAAAUCUGACGACCCACACUGUGCUACCAAAACACAGAGUGGAGUAUGUGACGACUCACAUGACAUGUGUUCUAUAGCGACAGGGCACGUGACGUUUCCUCUCCUGCAGUAAAUCUGUUCAGCACAAACUUGUCAGGGGCAGGAAGUGGGUUCAUUUGUAUUCUCUCUUCUACAUCUUCAGCCCUUCAUAUCCUGUCUUCUUAGAUCGUGAAGUGGAUAACUUCCUGAGCGGAUGUUUUGCCUGGCAAGAUGUGGCAUUAUUAGCCCCAUCUUAAUGUAGAUCCUAGAAUAAUAUACACAUGCCAAAACCUGAACUUCCUUUAUUUUUGAGGGUUGAAAUAAAUGUUGACUCAGAAAACAAGCGAGAUCAUGCAGAGUUUGCUUAUCUUCACGAGUCUUUGUUUGACUGUUUUGGGAGCUGUGGAUAACAAAGUUGCUCUGAUGCGUUGCCGUUGUGAUUCUCUAAGCUGACCUUUUGCAUGAGGAAGUUUCAACUAUUUCUGGAAGUCAAACCUAAAACAACUAUAGGGUUACCAAUGCUGAUCUUGCAGUUUCCCAGUUUCCAUCUUUUCCUCAACAGACCGAACGCCCCUUUCCAUCCCUCCGCCCUCACCUCGACAACAAUCCCAUGAUUCACUUAAUCCGAUCAGGGAGGACCUCCCCUGAAUGCACACCACCUAGAUCCCCUGCAAUCCAGCCCACUCCCAUGAGAACUGACCGUGGAUCUGAGUCUCCAGUUUUCAACAGUGUACACAAACAUACUGUAUAUCUUGUCUUAAAGGAGAUUAAAAGUAUAAGAGCUUCAAUGGGCUUUAGUUACCAACAACUGCAAUUUGGUGUAUAGUUUCCACACAAACUACAGAAAACGGUGUUUAAUGCUUUCUCAUAAACAUGUUGUAAAACUGUAGUGCUUUAAUAAAGAUAUAUUUGCUUC
This is a messenger RNA of Cyclopterus lumpus (lumpfish), 2936 nucleotides long. It is a transcript of the gene qpct, whose product is annotated as glutaminyl-peptide cyclotransferase. The coding region runs from base 118 to 1287 and encodes 389 amino acids. The record is from RefSeq and is a predicted model, not a curated record. The transcript is spliced from 7 exons. Lineage: Eukaryota; Metazoa; Chordata; Actinopteri; Perciformes; Cyclopteridae. Gene Ontology annotation, molecular function: zinc ion binding; glutaminyl-peptide cyclotransferase activity.